Molecule: messenger RNA, 1695 nt
Organism: Dendrobium catenatum
Lineage: Eukaryota; Viridiplantae; Streptophyta; Magnoliopsida; Asparagales; Orchidaceae
Product: dehydration-responsive element-binding protein 2A
Exons: 4
Coding region: 266-1312 (348 amino acids)
Biological process (GO): regulation of DNA-templated transcription
Molecular function (GO): DNA binding; DNA-binding transcription factor activity
Source: RefSeq, a predicted model, not a curated record
UAUCACAACGCAGGCGCCCACUUGCCGUAUACGCUCGUCUCUUUUUAUCUCUGGCUUUUUCCCUUGCUCAGUGCUCACUUUCAUCGUUCCGCCAAGACCUUGCUUAAAACCCUAGCUCUCGAUCAUACCGAUGAGAUCGCUUCUUCAGCUCAAACAUAGUUCGAACUCAGCGGGGAAUUUCUGAUCUCUGUCAUGACUGGGGGAUGCUCAGUGAACCUGGAAUUGGUUUGUAAACUAGAAGCUCACAGUUUGGUGGGUGGGUUGGAUGAGUUCUCGCCCUAAUGGUGAUGAAUCAAAUUCGCCGGAACGUACCGGCGAACCUCGCCCCACAAGUCAUGAAGAAGACGCUGAAGAUGUUGCUUGCCGGAAAACCGAGAAGACGAGUGAUAUAUGGCCGGUGGAAAAACCGAGAAGCCUGCGUAUCUUAUUCACUGACGCGGACGCGACGGAUUCGUCUUCCAGCGAUCGCGAGGGUGUCGGCCAUAUCAGGCGGCGGGCAAGGAGGCACGUGCACGAGAUAGAAUUUAAAUCGGUUCCGGUCAAUCGCCGGGUUCCAGCAAAAGGGCCAGCGACGGCGACGUGGGUGUCGCCGGAAGAUGGUUCCAUGAAGAGGUUCCGAGGGGUUCGCCGUCGUCCUUGGGGGAAAUGGGCGGCCGAAAUUAGGGAUCCUAACCAGAGGAAAAGGGUUUGGCUUGGCACUUUUAACUCGGCAGAGGAGGCUGCUACAGCUUACGACGUCGCUGCUGUGAGGCUUAAGGGCGAAAAUGCUGUGACGAACUUCCCGCACAGGAAGCUCUCGGAACGGCAGGUUCCCCCUGCAAAGAAGAGCGGAAAUGGCGCUGAUUCUGCCGGCGAAGUUCCUGAUGCUACCGCAUCUAUCUGUGAAAACGGAAGACCGCCUAAUGGGAUUCUGAAAAUUCCAGAUUGCUUGGGAUUUGGUCACGUUGUUCCAACUGGUAGUGAGAGUUCACUGAUGGACCGUGCCAGAAAGGAGCUGGAACAUAAUCUGAAGAAGGGUUACAAAGAGAAGAUCAUGGGCAUAAGAGAACGGUUUCUUCUUAAGAGAACAGCAGUGAGAGUAACUGGAGACACCGCCUCCCUUUUGAAAGCAUGGUGGCGGUCUCACUCUAAGUGGCCCUAUCCAACGGAGGAGGACAAGGCGAAAUUGGUCAAGGAAACUGGGUUGCAUUUGAAGGAGAUAAAUAACUGGUUUAUGACCCAAAGGAAUAGAAAUUGGCAUAAGCAUUCAUCCUCCACAGAGCUUAAAACCACAUGUAACGGAAGUAGUGCAGGCGAUGCUGCUCUGUUCUAAGGUGUAAUUUCUUUAGUUAAUUUCUGAGGAGCUCAAUGAACCCAAAGAAAGGAAACCUAAUGCUAGUAGGAUAACGUCAAAGUUUGGCUAGCUAGUCUGAGUGCUGAAGUUCAAUUGCUGUUUUGUGAACGGCUUAUGUUGCUGAAUAGCUAUUAAGGCAUGUAACAUUUCUGACCUUAAAGUGCUGUAACCUGGCUAUUGUUUUCACUGGGGUGAACUAAUUUGUGAGACCACCUUUCUUACACAAGGUUGAGUAUGCUAUAUGUACUUAGUUUCUAAAUUCUAUUAGUAACAGAUUAUGUUGCAUGAUCCGAAAGAAAACUGGAUUCACAUUUUCUCAGAACCACAUAAGCAAAUUCAACUGAUUUCCAGAUAAUCUGCUA